AUGUCUGUUGGUGGCAUUACCUUCGCGGGUGAAACGCCGCUGAGAAAGUCGAAACUUGAGAGCAGCACCCAUGAGUUGCCGUUGGGGUCGGUUGUCGCGCCGGAGAAGGUGAGUUGGGCGAAGAGGGCAUUCCCUCCAGGAGCAGCCGCGGAGGAGAAGGCUGAUUUACGGAAGAGAAAGAAACUUGGUACACGGGUGAGCGAGAAUGGCCAAUGA
Clonostachys byssicola is the source of this 216-nucleotide messenger RNA. The record is from the annotation of a GenBank genome assembly. Lineage: Eukaryota; Fungi; Ascomycota; Sordariomycetes; Hypocreales; Bionectriaceae.